UGGACUUUCUGUGAUUUUAGUACGAAAAUAAAAUAUCGAGUGGUAACCCUGAUUGAUACGAUAUUUUAUGAUACGUGAUACGUGAUUCGUUCACCAUUUAGUUUCUUCAUACAUGUAUCCAGUUAUUCAGUUCUACAUAUAUUUUAUGUACGCGUUUACUUUGCGCCAUUUCUGUUAAGUGGUCAUUUCUUGUAGACACGGACGGUAAUUGCGUGAAAUAAAUAACCGGUAACCUGUUUAUAUGAAAAAAAUAUAUCUACCACUAGUGAAAAAAAUUAAAUAAAUACAGUUCAGUUAUGGCCGAUAACGAAGACUUGGGUUUAGGUGAGGAUCACUUAGAUUCCUUCGAUGAGACUAAUGGUAUGCACGACGACUCUUUAUUGAAUGAUACUGAUGGAGACGGAACUGCUGGAGAUGAUCCAGAAUUGGAAGCAAUCAAAGCCAGGGUUCGUGAAAUGGAGGAGGAAGCAGAAAAAUUGAAACAGUUACAGAGUGAAGUCGAUAAACAAAUGAACAUGGGCAGUCCCCCUGGUUUGACAAGUCCUCUCAAUAUGUCUCUCGAAGAAAAAAUGGAAGUAGAUAAUCGUAGUGUAUACAUUGGAAAUGUAGAUUACGGUGCUACUGCAGAAGAGCUGGAACAACAUUUCCAUGGUUGUGGCUCAAUCAAUCGUGUGACUAUUCUUUGCAAUAAAUAUGACGGACAUCCAAAAGGUUUUGCCUAUAUCGAAUUCGCAGAUAGAGAUUCUGUGCAAACUGCCAUGGCAAUGGAUGAAUCACUUUUUAGAGGAAGACAGAUAAAGGUUAUGCCAAAAAGGACGAAUCGUCCAGGAUUAUCAACAACAAACAGGCCUCCAAGAGGUCGAGGAAUCUUCCGUGGAUCAAGAGGAAUGGGUAGAGGAUUUUAUUCUGGAUAUAGACCAAUGCGCCGGCCAAGGGGAUACAGACGAGGAGGAUAUUAUGCACCAUAUUGAUGCAUUUGAAAAGUAAGGAACACAUUACAUUUUUUUACACAUCCCUUUAUUGUUUAUCGAGUCACUCAUUCAGUGUGAGAAAAAAAGAAAAAAAAGCAAGGAUAUGAAAAAAAAGGCGAAGACACUGAAAAAAAAGACGAGUUUCACGAAAAUUAUCAUUAAGUACAAACUAGUGCUUAUUUUAUGUUUUGUUUGACGUAUGAGAGAAAUUCAAAUAUGAAUCUUUAGUUUUUGAGAGAAUGUGUUUUGGGUGAGUGCUAUUACAUAAUUCGAUAUUUAACAUAAAGAUUGCAGGUACCUUCGGCCUACCAAGGUAGUAUGUUUUUUCAGAAGAUUAAGUAAUAUUGGAAAAAAUGUAAAAGAAGUAAUGUGAUGUAAAAAUUAUGAAUUAAAAAUUGGGCAAAAUGUA
Messenger RNA from Leptinotarsa decemlineata (Colorado potato beetle), 1380 nucleotides. It is a transcript of the gene Pabp2, whose product is annotated as poly(A) binding protein nuclear 1. NCBI's taxonomy places the organism in Eukaryota, Metazoa, Arthropoda, Insecta, Coleoptera, Chrysomelidae. Gene Ontology annotation, molecular function: poly(A) binding. The record is from RefSeq and is a predicted model, not a curated record. Gene Ontology annotation, cellular component: nucleus.